AUGGACGAGCUGACGGUUACGUUGGCUUGGAAUCCACAGGAGAACUGCCCGAGCAGCCAGGACCUGCGACGACAGGCCGGACGCCAGAAUGUGAACAUAAUGCUCACCGAUGAUUUCGGGCCAGAAGUCCGAGUGGAAUAUAUUUACGAUGCUUAUGGAUGUGAACAAAGCUUUACUCUUUGCAAAGCUUGUAACCUCAGCUACUGGUGCCGGUCGUGCCGAAGUUGUCAUGGAUGCUAUGAUGCUAAAACUAGAUGCACAGCAACAUGUCGCCAUCAAGAUGGGAAAGUUUGUAUCGUCGCCAAACGAUCAUUCGACACGAAGAAGCAGCAGUUCGACUUCGUCAACCGGUUCACGAGGACGUUCCCGGACUUUUGGAGCUACACACUGUCGGCACAUGACCGAAAGGUAGCCCGUCACGCGAAAAAGCUCGACUUCGUCCACGGCCCCUUCCGAUAUUACAUGGACAACUGGGUGGCCGAGUUUGAGAACGAGGACAACCGGCCUAGCGAGAUGGACAUGGAGGAGCAGUGGGGGUUGGAUGUCAUUCCGACACCAGCUUUUGCCAGCGUGGCGCUGACCGGCUAUGAAGGCGAAGACCCAGCUGAUUACGCGAGCUUCUGGAGACCGCUAAGAAAUUUCCCGUUCCUCGAGUUUACGAUCCCCGACCGAGAAAAUGAGUGCUGGGUGGCGAUGUGGGACGAGUACGACGUUUUUGAGCAGGCGCUGAUUCAUUGCCCUCCCGAGGUUGAACAAAAACGGAUAAUCAUCGCCGAGCAGCCGGAUCAUCACGACGUUUUCGCCGAUGGUGUCGAAUUCGAAGCUCACGUCAAAGAUAUGCUCGAAACAUUAGCGCCCAGAAUUCGUGCUCAAACUCAAGCCUAUCGAGCAGUUAGCACUCGGACUGGCGUUGAGGGGCCUACAUCGGCGAUUGCCUCCCGCCUCAAGAAACGCCGCUGCAUCAUCAUCCUCCAGAAUCAAGGAAUCGAAGAGGCUCAGGCGGAGAUUGAGCGCCACCUCGGGAAAGGAUACAUUUUAGCGGAUUCCUGGCAAACCUAUGAGGCCUAUAUGGCCGAGAACUUUACAUUGAGGGAUCGU
Messenger RNA from Mesorhabditis spiculigera, 1098 nucleotides. The record is from the annotation of a GenBank genome assembly. Lineage: Eukaryota; Metazoa; Nematoda; Chromadorea; Rhabditida; Rhabditidae.